Salvelinus fontinalis (brook trout) is the source of this 781-nucleotide messenger RNA. RefSeq names its product recQ-mediated genome instability protein 2-like. The transcript has 2 exons. Gene Ontology annotation, biological process: regulation of sister chromatid segregation; DNA repair; maintenance of rDNA. The coding region runs from base 70 to 513 and encodes 147 amino acids. The record is from RefSeq and is a predicted model, not a curated record. Lineage: Eukaryota; Metazoa; Chordata; Actinopteri; Salmoniformes; Salmonidae. Gene Ontology annotation, cellular component: cytosol; nuclear speck.
UUACGUCAAAGGUCACACGAAAUAUUUUUUUAGAACGAACUCGUUUGAAAGUGUUCAUUCGCAGAUGGCAUGGACCACGAACAAAUUUCAGUAGAAAAUAAGAAAAGUCCUCCUAUCAAAGUUCUUUCCAGCCAACUCCGAGAGGGAAAAGAUAACCGAUUGAAUGGCAAGCUCGAAUUUAAUAUAAAAAGACUAGGACAAUGGAAAAACACUGCACUUGUAGUCUCUGUGGUUUGGAUGCAAGGGACAAUACUGGAAGUUCGGUCGGAUCACAACACGGUGCUUCUUUUGGACGAGACAGGGACAUUCGUUGUCAAUGGCGUCAACAACAUUCCUAAAGGCAACCCAUGCCUAUUUCAGGGUAACUAUGUAAUGGUGAUGGGAAUGAUCCAGGCACUCUCUCCAGAACCUGUCCUGCGCGCGGUAAAGAUGGCAGACCUCUCUGAACGCGCUGCGAUUCACAGAAGAAUGUGGAAGUUGGAGGUGGAAGACCUUCAGCAAACGCUCACGUAGAAAGAAGCCUAAGCAGCAUGUUGCUAUCAAUGCCUGUUUGUUUUCAUUCAUUAUUUUUAGCAAAAUGUAAAUACUGCUACUGGUUUUGAGCGGUUUCAGGCCUGCCUGAUAUUUCAUUGGCAAAGGUAAUGGACCAUAGCAUAGAAGUACGUGCCCAACACCGUUUAUGAUAGAAAGUGCAUUAUAUGCAUAUAUUAUAGCCUAACACGGUCUAUGAUAGGCUAUCAUUAAGCAAUAAAGCACGAGGGGGUGUGGUAUAUGGCCAAUA